Molecule: messenger RNA, 2195 nt
Organism: Peromyscus leucopus (white-footed mouse)
Lineage: Eukaryota; Metazoa; Chordata; Mammalia; Rodentia; Cricetidae
Gene: Tmprss5
Product: transmembrane serine protease 5
Exons: 14
Coding region: 272-1609 (445 amino acids)
Biological process (GO): proteolysis
Cellular component (GO): plasma membrane
Molecular function (GO): serine-type endopeptidase activity
Source: RefSeq, a predicted model, not a curated record
CAGGGAGACAUCAUCCUCCAACCAUGCUGGCUGGGGUGUUGACUCAAUCCAGACAUGAGGACAGGCGCCGCGCCCUGCCCAGCAGACCUUACAGCUUUACAUCAAUGCAACUGAGUCACACGCAUCCUUUGCCUGGACCACACAAUACCUGAUAGAAACACAUCAGCUCCAGGCCUACUCACCCAAGAGGACACUGCCUUAGAGACUGCCCCCUCCCCGACCCCAGAAGACUUCAUUGAUCUUGAGUCCAACACUGGAUGACCAAGGCCCAAUGGAGUUUCGGUGCACAGAAGAGGAUCCUAGACCUGGGAUACCCAGAACAGAGUUGGGAGACCAGCAACAACCCAUCUCUGAGUCCCAGGGCUGGUGCUGUCUGCAGCGUGGCUGUGCGGUACUGGGAGCCCUGGGGCUGCUGGCUGGAGCAGGUGUCGGCUCAUGGCUCCUAGUACUGUAUCUAUGGCCGGCUGCCUCUCCACCCAUCUCCGGGACCUUGCAGGAGGAGGAGGUGACUCUGAACUGCCCAGGAAUCAGCAGUGAGGAAGAGCUUCUCCCAUCUCUUCCCAAAACAGUAUCCUUCAGAAUAAAUGGCGAGGAUCUCCUGCUUGAAGUGCAAGUAAAGGCUCGGCUAGACUGGCUCCUGGUGUGCCACGAGGGCUGGACCCCCGCCCUGGGGAUACACAUUUGCCAGAGUCUCGGGCACCUCAGGCUCACUCAGCACAAGGCAGUGAAUCUGUCUGACAUCAAGCUCACCAGAUACCAGGAGUUUGCUCAGCUGUCUGCUAGACUGGGAGGCCUCCUACAGGAAGCCUGGCAGCCCAGCUCUAACUGCCCUUCUGGCCGAAUUGUUUCUCUCAAAUGUUCCGAGUGUGGGGCAAGGCCUCUGGCUUCUCGAAUAGUUGGCGGUCAAGCUGUGGCUUCUGGGCGCUGGCCGUGGCAAGUGAGUGUGACGCUUGGCUCCCGGCACACGUGCGGGGGUUCUGUGCUGGCACCCCACUGGGUGGUGACUGCUGCCCACUGCAUGUACAGUUUCAGACUGUCCCGCCUGUCCAGCUGGCGGGUUCAUGCAGGGUUGGUCAGCCACAGCGCUGUCCGACAACACCAGGGAACCAUGGUGGAGAAGAUCAUUCCCCACCCUUUGUACAGCGCCCAGAACCAUGACUAUGAUGUCGCCCUCCUGCAGCUCCGGACUCCACUCAACUUCUCAGACACUGUGGGCGCUGUGUGCUUGCCAGCCAAGGAGCAACACUUUCCAAGAGGGUCUCAGUGCUGGGUGUCUGGCUGGGGCCACACCGACCCCAGCCACACUCAUAGCUCAGACAUGCUGCAGGACACAAUGGUACCCCUGCUCAGCACCCACCUCUGCAACAGCUCAUGCAUGUACAGCGGGGCACUCACACACCGCAUGCUGUGUGCCGGCUACCUGGACGGGAGGGCAGAUGCAUGUCAGGGGGACAGCGGGGGACCCCUAGUGUGUCCCAGUGGUGACAUGUGGCACCUCGUAGGGGUGGUCAGCUGGGGCCGUGGCUGUGCGGAGCCCAAUCACCCAGGCGUCUAUGCCAAGGUAGCAGAGUUCCUGGACUGGAUCCACGACACUGUGCGGGUCCGCUAGCUACAGGAGAAGCAGCUGCAGCCUCGGAUGCAGAACUGUGGAUCUCCCAUGGAUCAUCCCAGUUGGAGGGCCAGCAGCUGGGUCACUGGACCUCUCUCCUAAGGCUCUGAUUUCCAGUUCCUCUUUCUCACUGGAGAGCCUCCACAGCAGGAAAGAGGCUGGAGCUGGAUUGGGAAUGAUGGGGAGAGGAAGGGGUAAGAGAAGAAGCCACAGAAGAAGCUUCUGGAAGCAUCUGGGAGACUCCUUCUGCCCUCCCUGGAUUCCAUGUGCAUCUAUUGGGAGGAUGCUGGAGGUGCCUCAAGGCUGCUUUCUCCUGGAGCCUCAGGAGGGCUAAGUCCAACUCUAGAGAAUACCCUAUCUCCAGGGUUCCUGGGCAGAUGAGGUCAAGGUUGGACUAGGUCAGGUAAAGACAUGGAAUCCUCCCCCCUACCCCACUGGUCCUGUUCUGAGCUAACUCUAGUAGCCCUGCAUGAGGCAGGAGUCUAUAAUGCAAGAGAGAUGGAGCUGGGCUAGGAUGCCAUUUUUCAAAUGACCGUUCUGGGAACUGGUUGAAAGAGAUUUGUUAUUAAAUGGAAAGUGUGUAUAA